This is a messenger RNA of Thalassophryne amazonica, 2955 nucleotides long. Its product is annotated as polyribonucleotide nucleotidyltransferase 1, mitochondrial. Gene Ontology annotation, cellular component: mitochondrion; cytosol. Gene Ontology annotation, molecular function: 3'-5'-RNA exonuclease activity; RNA binding; polyribonucleotide nucleotidyltransferase activity. Lineage: Eukaryota; Metazoa; Chordata; Actinopteri; Batrachoidiformes; Batrachoididae. Bases 95 to 2416 code for a protein of 773 amino acids. The record is from RefSeq and is a predicted model, not a curated record. The transcript has 28 exons. Gene Ontology annotation, biological process: mitochondrial RNA 3'-end processing; mitochondrial mRNA catabolic process.
CGCACUUCCGUACAUGUGAUGUACUGUCAUGGUAGCCACCGGGCAGUAGCUGUUCUUAUUUUAAUCUUACGUGUUUUUCUCUCCUUUGAUAAAGAUGAGGUGUUUUCUUCGUGUUGGUCGGUUGGUUGCCCGUCUUAACGUCCGUUCGUGUCAUCAUAGUGUUUACAGCAGCCACGCAAAUCCACGCAGCGUGCAAGUGGACCUCGGGGAGAAGAAACUUGAAAUUUCUUCAGGGAAGUUUGCCAGAUUUGCUGAUGGAGCUGCUGUAGUCCAGCUGGGCGAUACGUCUGUGAUGGUGACGGCUGUCAGCAAAACCAAACCGUCUCCGUCUCAGUUCAUGCCUCUUGUGGUUGACUACAGACAGAAAGCAGCUGCUGCAGGUCGAAUCCCCACUAACUACCUUAGGCGAGAACUGGGCACCACUGACAACGAGAUCCUUACCAGCAGACUCAUUGACAGGUCAAUUCGACCACUUUUCCCCUCUGGUUACUUUUAUGACACUCAGAUCCUUUGUAACCUGCUGGCUGUUGAUGGUGUGAAUGAUCCAGAUGUUCUGGCCAUCAACGGAGCCUCUGCUGCUCUCGCCCUGUCCGACAUCCCCUGGGAUGGACCCAUCGGUGCUGUACGUGUGGGCAUGAUAAAUGGUGAGAUGUUGAUCAACCCCACGAGAUCGGAGAUGACGCUCAGUACGCUCAACAUGAUUGUGGCUGGAGCUCCCAGCAGUCAAGUGGUGAUGAUCGAGGCCUCGGCUGAGAACGUUCUGCAGCAGGACUUCUGCCACGCGGUGAAGGUGGGAGUCAAACACACCCAGAAGAUCAUACAGGCCAUCGAGCAGCUGGUGCGAGAGCACAAGGUCACCAAACGCACCCCGCUCAAGAUGUUCUCAGCCCCGGCUGACAUCGUGGAUCACGUGCGGCAAGUUGCUUCCGACAGACUCUAUGCUGUUUUCACAGAUUACAGCCAUGAUAAGAUUUCUAGAGAUGAUGCAAUCAACAAAAUUAGAUUGGAAGCAGAAGAAAGCCUAAAAGAAAAAUUCCCUGAAGCCGACGUCUUUGAAAUCACUGAAUCGUUCAACGUUGUGUGCAGAGACAUUUUCCGUAGUUUGAUGCUUAAGGAGUACAAGAGGUGUGAUGGCAGACAGCUGACUGCUUUGAGGAACAUUUCUUGUGACAUAGACCUCUUUAAACCGCUCCACGGCUCAGCGAUGUUUCAGAGGGGACAGACACAGGUUUUGUGCAGCGUCACAUUUGAUUCCUUGGAGUCCAGUGUCAAAGCAGAUAUUAUAACCACAGCUUUGAGCGGUAUCAAAGACAAGAACUUCAUGCUCCAUUAUGAAUUCCCUCCGUAUGCAACCAAUGAGACCGGACGGGUCGGAGGACUCAACAGACGAGAGCUCGGCCAUGGUGCAUUGGCAGAGAAAGCCCUGAGACCCGUCAUUCCCAAAGACUUCCCCUUCACCAUCAGAGUCACGGCCGAGGUGUUGGAGUCAAACGGAUCCUCGUCAAUGGCUUCAGCAUGUGCAGGCAGCCUGGCUCUAAUGGACGCAGGUGUGCCCAUUUCUUCUCCUGUAGCAGGUGUAGCUGUUGGUCUCAUCUCCAUCUCAAAGCCAGAGAAGCCUUCUGAGAUCCAAGACUACAGAUUACUGACUGAUAUUCUGGGAAUAGAAGAUUACCUCGGAGACAUGGAUUUCAAAUUGACUGGAACAAAUAGGGGCAUCACUGCUCUGCAGGCUGAUGUGAAAAUUCCAGGCUUGCCCCUGAAAGUGGUCAUGGAAGCCAUCCAGCAGGCCACAGUGGCAAAGAGGGAGAUCCUGGUCAUCAUGAACAAAUGCAUCGCGAAACCCAGAGAGACUAGGAAGGAGAAUGGGCCUCUUGUCGAGAAGGUCCGGGUGCCUGUCUCCAGGCGAGCUCGCUUUGUUGGACCAGGGGGCUACAACCUUCGUCGGCUACAAGCUCAAACAGGAGUGACAAUCAGUCAGGUAGACCAGGAAACAUUCUCCGUGUUCGCACCAACACCCGCAGCCAUGAGCGAAGCCCAAGAAUUUAUCAAUGAAGUCUGCAAAGAUGAUCAAGAGCUGCAGCUGGAGUUUGGCGCUGUGUACACCGCCACCAUCACUGAGAUCAAGGACAUUGGUGUCAUGGUGAAACUCUACCCCAACAUGACUGCCGUCUUACUGCACAACUCGCAGCUGGACCACAAACGGAUAAGUCAUCCAAGUGCUUUGGGUUUAGACGUGGGACAACAGAUACAGGUGAAAUACUUCGGUCGCGACCCGACAGAUGGCAGAAUGAGGCUUUCACGGAAGGUGCUCCAAUCCACGGCCUCCACACUUGUGAGAACGCUAAACGAGAAACAGAGCAUCUCAGUGGUAUCUGACGACAGUCAGAUCAGCCGCACAGACAGCACGAAUUUAUGACAUGACUGCAAAGUGGGCCAAGCCAGGUUCAGGAGAGUGGAUUUAGUCUCUAAAUAGUCUUUUUUGUUUGUUUUUUUCCUCUCAGAAGUCUGCCAACCCAAGGGCAUCACAAGCGGUAGUGGUAUGAUGCCUCAAGUCGUGCUGUUAUCAUAAAUGUUGAUGCGACUGAGGUGACGUGUCGUUCAACAGACACUGUAUCUCUUUAUCUCCAUGGAUGUGCUCAGACUGCAAAGCGAUCAAUCACAGGGCUAAUCCUGAUAGAAACUCUGCUUAACCUUAUUUUCUUUGUACCCCAUUUUUACCUCAUUGCUCCACUAGCUGUUAACGCAACAGCUACAACACAUAACACAACAACAGUGUUCUUUACAGCUGUAAUUUGACGCUGCACUUUGUGAUGUCACCAUUUGGUCAUUCCUGUGACCACGUGUGUUUUGAAGUGUCAGAAUCAUCGCGUGGAUGGAGAACAGCAAAUGGACAAAAGUGUAAACUGAUUUUGUAUAAUGUAAAUUGUACUUGUAUUUAAAACACAUGAAAAAAAA